Molecule: messenger RNA, 1754 nt
Organism: Paramacrobiotus metropolitanus
Lineage: Eukaryota; Metazoa; Tardigrada; Eutardigrada; Parachela; Macrobiotidae
Product: serine/threonine-protein phosphatase 2B catalytic subunit beta isoform-like
Biological process (GO): calcineurin-mediated signaling
Cellular component (GO): calcineurin complex; cytoplasm
Molecular function (GO): calmodulin-dependent protein phosphatase activity; calmodulin binding
Source: RefSeq, a predicted model, not a curated record
AUGGCAUCGACACCGUUUGUGAAUGUUUCAGAUGUACCGGAACCUGCCACACAUCGUUUAACAAUGGAAGAGGUGUAUGGAUCUUCUUCCCAUGGCCAUCCUGACGCGGAAAAAAUUCGAAACCAUUUGUUGGCGGAAGGCAGACUGGAAGAAACUGUCGCUAUUCGUCUGCUGCAAGAUGUGGAGCGCGUGCUGCACAGAGAACCGACUCUGCUCUCCGUUCCCGCCCCCGUGACAAUCUGCGGGGACAUUCACGGUCAGUACUACGACCUGAUGACCCUCUUCCGGAACGGCGGUCACCCACAGAAUACACGCUAUCUCUUCCUGGGCGACUACGUGGACCGCGGCUAUUUCGGCAUGGAAUGUGUGCUGUAUUUGUUCGCUUUAAAGCUCAAUUAUCCGGAAACAUUUUUCAUGAUUCGCGGCAACCAUGAAUGUCGCCAUCUAACGGAGCAUUUCACAUUCCGUGAGGAGUGCCUGAUCAAGUACAGCGAACCAGUUUACGAUGCCUGCAUGCAGGCGUUCGACGCACUGCCGCUCGCGGCGGUGAUGAAUCAACAGUUUUUGUGUGUGCAUGGCGGAUUGUCCCCGCAGCUGCAUACUUUGGCUGAUUUUGACAAGAUUCACCGCUUUCAGGAGCCGGACAGUGCCGGUUUAAUGUGCGAUUUAUUGUGGGCGGAUCCAGCGGAGGAUUUUGGGAAAGAAGAGGGGAACGAAUUCUUUCUUCCCAAUACAACACGCGGCUGCUCGUAUUUCUACACGUACGCUGCGUGUUGCGAUUUUCUACGGCGCAAUCACCUGUUGGGAGUAAUUCGCGCUCACGAAAUCCAGGACACCGGUUUCAAGAUGUAUCGCAAACAAAGAUCCGCCGAUUUUCCCGCGCUCAUUACGAUAUUCUCCGCGCCGAAUUAUCUGGACGUAUACAAGAAUAAAGCCGCGAUUCUGAUUUACACCAUAAAUAAAGCCGGAAAAAAUGAAAUGAAUAUUAGGCAAUUUAACUAUGUAACUCAUCCGUAUUGGUUGCCUAAUUUCAUGGACGUUUUUACAUGGUCAUAUCCCUUCGUGGCGGAGAAGACCACCGAGAUUCUAGUAUCGGUUUUGAAUAUUUGUUCCGAGGAGGAGCUGGAGGAUGCAGCCGAUGUUCACGUUCCUGAUAAAGCGGCCAGACGACAAAUUAUCCUGCAUAAGAUUCGCGCUGUGGCCCGGCUCAACCGGCAGUAUGCCAGAUUGCGAAAAGAGCGUGAUGCUUUGUUUGUGCUUAAAGGUUUGACACCGACGGACAGCAGUGUCGAUAUCAGUAACCUGGCCGACCAAAAGGAUAGUGAUUUGCCAUUUGAACAAGUCAAAGAAAUGGAUAAGGUCAACGAGAGAAUGCCAGCAAAAUUCUCCGACUCUUCCAGUUCAUUGUCAGACGCCUCGUCGACUAGUGCAGGGUCAAAGCAAUUAAGUCCAAAGUUGUCCAGCAAAAGAAUGAGUCAGUGAGCACUAGACCUUUUCAUUGUGCCUGACGCUUACAAUUACAUUAAAUACAAAAAUUUAUCUGUAUAUUUUAGUUAAAACCAUUUAUUUCACGUUUCUAAUAUUCCACUUUCGCUUUCUGUUGGCUCGUUGCACUAUGUGAUGAUCACUUUAUCUGUUUAAUGAUGCGCGGCUUCUAUUUACCAUGCACGAUGUUUCCCUUAAAUUUGUAAUGUUAUGUUUUAAGUAUUUAUUUCGAUUAAGAGCUUGAAUCACCUGUGAAAUCGGUAUAGGCA